Messenger RNA from Ostertagia ostertagi, 4440 nucleotides. The record is from the annotation of a GenBank genome assembly. Lineage: Eukaryota; Metazoa; Nematoda; Chromadorea; Rhabditida; Trichostrongylidae.
GUGGCCAACGGUGAGGAUUUCUCGGUAGGAGUCGUAUUCGUCUCUAUAGAGAGGACAGAAGCAGUCUCAUUCUCCCUUUUUUCAGUUCACAGGAUGGGUGUGUUACACACCCUCGACUUGGAAAAUUUUAAAUCUUACAAAGGAAAACAAGUGAUAGGCCCGUUCAAGAGAUUCACAGCAAUUAUUGGCCCAAAUGGAUCAGGCAAAUCGAAUCUUAUGGAUGCAAUAAGUUUUGUGUUGGGAGAGAAGGCUACGAGUUUGCGUGUGAAGAAAUUGGGUGAUCUCAUUCAUGGAGCGCCGAUCGGAAAACCUGUGUCAAAUCGCUGUUCUGUAACAUUAAACUACAAAGAGGAUUCUGGACGUAUGAGAAGUUUUACUCGAUCAGUUACCAACGCGGGUUCAGAGUUCCGUGUAGAUGGGAAGGUUGUCUCGGUCCAGCAAUACAAUCAUGAAAUGGAAUCUAUCCAGAUAUUCAUCAAAGCAAAGAACUUCCUUGUUUACCAGGGUCAAAUCGAAUCUAUUGCCAUGAAGAAUCCAAAAGAACGAACCGCACUAUUUGAGGAAAUUUCCAGGUCUUGUGAACUCCAACCUGAAUAUGAUCGCUUGAAGUUGGAGCUGCAAAAAGCAGAAGAAGACGCUCAACAAAAUAUGCACAAGCGUCGUGGUAUUGCCCAAGAAAAAAGAGAAGCCAAAUUGGAACGGGAUGAGGCUGAAAAAUACCAGCACAUGAAGGAUGAAUUGGCUGCAAAGCAACGACAGCUUUACCUGCUUGAAUUGUUCUAUUGUGAACGCUACGGAAAAGAAGCACAGGACGAUUUGUCGAAUAGGAGAAAAAUGGUGGCAGAGCUCGAAAACAAGAAGAAUGAAGUUGAUGAGUCUGUAAGUGAGAAACACAAGUUGGUCAAGAAGUCACAGCGAGAUAGUCAUAAACUUGAAAAAGAGAUUGCUGAUAAGACCAAGUUGGAAACGUGCAAUAAGACGUUGAAUGCGGCGCAGAAGCUCGCUGAGCGCAAUGAGGAGCAGGUGCAGGCCAUGGAGAACUCCGCAAGUUCUAAAGUAAAUGAAGAACGUCGCAUGAAAGCGUGGCAGGAAAAGAUCAAAAACAAGAAACAGGAGAUCGAGAGACUGAAGAAACAGAUCGACUUUCUUGCGGAGAACGCGGAGCAGCAAAAAGUGGUCCUGCAAAACGAGAAGCUGAAUUUGGUGUCAAUGGAAAAGCAAGUGAAGGAAAGCAAGGAAAAGUUAGAGAAGGUAUCUGUUGAGCUCAAUGAAAUUAACAAGCAGCUCUCAGACGCAAGUGGUGAUUCGGCGGAGUCUGAGCGCUUAAGACGUCGCAACGAAGCCAUUGAAAACUUGAAAAGAGUUUUCCCAGAUAAGAUUCAUGGCCGACUAGUGGAUCUGUGCCAACCUAGCCACAAGCGUUUCAAUUUAGCGGUGACGAAAGUGCUUCAAAAGCACAUGAUGAGUAUUGUCUGUGACUCAGAAGAGACCGCAAGAGAUGCGAUCUUGUAUUUAAAAGAGCAGCGCUACCCUCCUGAAACUUUCCUUCCUCACCAUGGUCUUGAUGUUCAUCCAAUUAACGAAAAGCUUCGCGAGCUCACAUAUCCGAAGGGAGUCAAAUUGGUUUUUGACGUGAUUCAGUGCAACCAUCCUGCUGCAAGAAAGGCUCUACAAUUCGCUUGUGGUAAUGCACUCAUUUGUGAAACAGCUGAGGAUGCGAGGACGCUUGCGUAUGGUAGCGCUGGAGGUGACAGGCCGCCAAACAACGACAGCUUUACCUACUUGAAUUGUUCUAUUGUGAACGCUACGGAAAAGAAGCACAGGACGAUUUGUCGAAUAGGAGAAAAAUGGUGGCAGAGCUCGAAAACAAGAAGGAAUGUGUUUCAGAAUGAAGUUGAUGAGUCUGUAAGUGAGAAACACAAGUUGGUCAAGAAGUCACAGCGAGAUAGUCAUAAACUUGAAAAAGAGAUUGCUGAUAAGGAACGAGAAAUCGCGCAUGAGCGACCGCUAUACGUACAAGUGAAGCAGGAAGUCCUUCAUGUCAAGACCAAGUUGGAAACGUGCAAUAAGACGUUGAAUGCGGCGCAGAAGCUUGCCGAGCGCAAUGAGGAGCAGGUGCAGGCCAUGGAGAACUCCGCAAGAGAGUUGGAACGGAAGAAAGCGGAAUGCGAAGCAGAACUUGAAUCGCAAAGUCAGGAACUUGAUCUGCAUCUAAAUGAAGAGCAGCCUUCAUUUCAAAUUUCUAAAGUAAAUGAAGAACGUCGCAUGAAAGCGUGGCAGGAAAAGAUCAAAAACAAGAAACAGGAGAUCGAGAGACUGAAAAAGCAGAUCGACUUUCUUGCGGAGAACGCGGAGCAGCAAAAAGUGGUUUUGCAAAACGAGAAGCUGAAUUUGGUGUCAAUGGAAAAGCAAGUGAAGGAAAGCAAGGAAAAGUUAGAGAAGGUAUCUGUUGAGCUCAAUGAAAUUAACAAGCAGCUCUCAGACGCAAGUGGUGAUUCGGCGGAGUCUGAGCGCUUAAGACGUCGCAACGAAGCCAUUGAAAACUUGAAAAGAGUUUUCCCGGAUAAGAUUCAUGGCCGACUAGUGGAUCUGUGCCAACCUAGCCACAAGCGUUUCAAUUUAGCGGUGACGAAAGUGCUUCAAAAGCACAUGAUGAGUAUUGUCUGUGACUCAGAAGAGACCGCAAGGGAUGCGAUCUUGUAUUUAAAACCUACAGGGUACGUAUCUGUUUUCCUUCAUUGUAGUGCAACCAUCCUGCUGCAAGAAAGGCACUACAAUUUGCUUGUGGUAAUGCACUUAUUUGUGAAACAGCUGAGGAUGCGAGGACGCUUGCGUAUGGUAGCGCUGGAGGUGACAGAUACAAAGCGGUUGCUCUUGGAUGGAACUAUGUUCCAGCAAAGCGGAGUCAUUGGAGGUGGUAGCCAUGAAUUGAAAUUGCGUGCGAAGAAAUGGGACGAGAACGCUUUGAAGCAGUUGCGUGAGCGUCGAGCACAACUUCAGGAGGAAAGCAACACUCUGCACAGAACUCGACGAAAGGAAUUGGAUGUCGAAAUGCAAAGGAAUAAGUUGACUUCAGUUGAAUAUCGGCUUAAAAAUAUGCAGCUUGAGAAGACCAAGUGUGAGACUGAUACUCUAAACAAGUUAACCUUUGAGCUCGAAAGCCUUGAGUCUGAGCUGAGUGUGAUUCCGCCUAAAAUAGAGGAAAUAGAAGAGCGUAUGCAAGAAAGGGAGAGAGAAAUAGCAAAGAUUGAGGAGAAGAGCAACGCUGUUGCGGACGACGUGUUUGCGAGUUUUUGCAAGAAGGUCGGAAUUAAAAACAUCCGUGAGUACGAAGAACGUGAGAUGAGAUUCCACCAAGAGAAAGUUGAUCGCAUGCGCGAGUUCGAUAACGAACUCGACCGCAUACGUAAUGAGCUGGAGUACUUGCGUUCCGAAGACAAAAAUAGGAAAGUCAGACAAGAAAUUGAGAAAGUCAAAAAUCUCGAGAAGGAACUGGAAGCACUAAAGAAAAAGGAAACGAAGGAGGGAAAAAUACUAGCGCGUUUAGAGAAGGAAAUGGAAGAUUUGAAGGUUUCUGCUAUGGAGAAGAAUAAUGAAGAAAAGCUGAAGCAGACUACGUGUCAAAGAAGGAAGCCAGAACAGCAGGAUGGAAGUCAACCUUCAAACUCGAACAAUCUUUCUCAAGAGCAAAUUGAAAGAGAAUCGAAAAUUAAAGUCAACUAUAAAUCGCUUCCUGAGAAUUUGAAGGAUCUGAAAGACGAGGAAGAAGUCAAAAGACACGUCGAAAGAAUGAACAAAGACAUAAAUGAUUCCCAGGCGACGUUAUCACGAUUAAAUGCGCCUAACCUCAAAGCAAGUCAAAGGUAUGACGUUUCCGCUCCACAGCAGGAAGAUGAGGCGUCUCCGCGUAUGAAGCUUGGCGUUCGUAUAGAACUAGGAGGAGCGCUGAAUUAUUCAAGACAGCCUGCAGUGAUGAGUAUAUAUUGGUUCAAGAAUUUCGUUGGUAUUCGUCAGUCUGAAUUCGAGUUAUUGCGAGUGCCAGCACCAAGUACCGAGUUCUGCAUUCACGUCACAAUGAGAAGUGUACAGACCGGAGCUCUUCUUGGUUCGAUACUCGGCCCUCUGACAGCAAUGAUGUUUGAAGGAAAGAAUAUGAGCGCGAAACGUCUCAGUGAUUCAUUCGUAAAUGGUGGCACAACUGGAGCGAUGAUCGGUGCUUUGAUGGGGCCUGCGCUGACGUACAUAUCGCUUAGAGAUAUGAAUACUCUGCAACUAUACGAUAAGUGUUACAGAUUGAGGUUCGACAAACAACAACUAUGGCAGGAUCGUACAUGCAUAGUGUCGGCUGCCCUUGGUUAUUUGACAAACGGUUCGAUGGGGUUCGUAAUUGGGCUAGACUUAGCUGUAUUGAUGAGCAACCUGAUGGGAAAAGCCUGGUGA